Molecule: messenger RNA, 1328 nt
Organism: Puccinia graminis f. sp. tritici CRL 75-36-700-3
Lineage: Eukaryota; Fungi; Basidiomycota; Pucciniomycetes; Pucciniales; Pucciniaceae
Product: 2,3-bisphosphoglycerate-dependent phosphoglycerate mutase
Exons: 5
Coding region: 120-749 (209 amino acids)
Biological process (GO): glycolytic process
Molecular function (GO): intramolecular phosphotransferase activity
Source: RefSeq, a predicted model, not a curated record
CUCCGACAACUCCGAUUGGACAACAUCAGACUCAGAUUUCCAGCUUGAUCUUCUUUUCUUCACCCCAGCCUGCAAUCAACAGAAAACAUCAGCCCGUUUCUCUUCAUCCAGUCCUCGCCAUGUCAAACUCUAACAAUGUUGUUGUCCUCAUCCGUCAUGGUCAAAGUGAAUGGAAUGAGAAGAACCUGUUCACCGGAUUCAAGGACCCAGAGUUAACCAGCAAGGGACGUGAGGAAGCCAAGCUGGCGGCCGAGAGGCUCAAGAAGCUUGGAUUCGUGUUUGAUUGUGCAUACACCUCGGCCUUACGACGAGCGCAAGUUACGCUCGACAUCGUCCUCGAGGCGCUCGACCAAAAGAGCAUCCCGAUCGAGAAGGAUCAAGCGCUCAACGAACGCGACUACGGGGACUUGAGUGGCUUGAACAAGGACGAUGCCCGCAAGAAGUGGGGCGAAGAACAGGUCCACAUCUGGAGACGCAGCUACGACGUCCCUCCCCCCAACGGCGAAAGCUUGGAAAUGACCGCCCAAAGAACGCUUCCCUACUACAAUUCCCAAAUCAAGCCCAAAGUUCUUGCCGGGAAGAAGGUCUUGGUCGCUGCUCACGGGAACUCCCUCCGAUCGAUCAUCAUGCAGCUUGAGGGCCUCAGUGGUGACGAGAUCGUCAAAAAGGAGUUGGACACUGGUGUCCCAAUCAUAUACGAGCUGGACUCUGAAGGCAAAGUGCUCAAGUGCACCGUCAUCAAUUCUUGAAAAGUCACCCGAGGAAUCGAGUUUUGGAUCAGAUCUUUUACAUGAUUGAUCGUUGAGUUUUGGGGUGUAACUCCGUUCUCCCUCCCUCCUCUUCUUUUAUACUAGUAGAAAUCGCCAUUCCUUCUCUGUGUCUAUAUGGGUUUCUGAUCAUACCGAAAUGUAGGAAUCCUGGGAGAAGGUUAAAUACCUCUUUCCACCAAAGAAACAAAAAAAAAGACUGUACCAUUUCCAAACAAACAAACUGUGCUUAAGAAAUAAAUAAGCGUAACAGAAAUCAGACAACAGAGCACAGAAAAAAAACUACCAUGUUAAUUCUAUUUCAUGGCUAAUAACGCCGUGAGCUGAUGAGCCGUGAGCAGAAACAUCAAACAAAACUUGCGCCAUCGUUAUCAUUUCUUGUACAAAAAUUGAAACACCUCCAACAAACAAACAAUCAAAAACAGCUAGAAAAAAAACAGAAACAACAAGAAAGAGUGGGGAGUUUUGAUUAUAAGAUUGGUAAAAUGAGAAGAUGAAGAAAAUGAACAAUCAACUCAAUCAUCAUCAUGAGUGUUCAUGUUUUUUCGAUAUUUUUUUUUC